This is a messenger RNA of Emericellopsis cladophorae, 372 nucleotides long. Its product is annotated as prefoldin subunit 2. The record is from RefSeq and is a predicted model, not a curated record. The transcript is spliced from 4 exons. Gene Ontology annotation, biological process: protein folding. The coding region runs from base 1 to 372 and encodes 123 amino acids. Lineage: Eukaryota; Fungi; Ascomycota; Sordariomycetes; Hypocreales; Bionectriaceae. Gene Ontology annotation, molecular function: protein folding chaperone. Gene Ontology annotation, cellular component: cytoplasm; prefoldin complex.
AUGUCGGAAUCAACUGCGCAACAAGGCUCUGCGCAGGCGCAACAACCGAAAGUUGAUCUCCAAGCAACGUACUCAAAUUACAAGAACACUCUGCAACAAAUAGCACAGAAGAUCGGUGAUAUCGAGCAGGAAGGAGAAGAGCACAAACUGGUACUCGAGACCUUGGAGCCACUUGAUGGCAGCCGCAAGUGCUACCGCUUGAUCAACGGUGUACUCGUGGAGAGGACAGUCGAGCAAGUUGUCCCUGCCCUGAAGACGAACCAGGAGGGUCUAAAGAAGGUCUUGGACGACAUGUUGAAGCAGUACAAGACGAAGCAGGAUGAGCUUGACAAGUGGAAGAAGAAGAACAAUGUUCAGGUAGUCCGUCAAUAA